GGAAUUAAUAAGAAAUGGAAUCCAUUCGUCUUCAUAUGAUAAAACCAAAGCAGCACCAAGUAACCAUGACGACGCCAAUCCCAAGCGUGAUUCCCCUCACCGAAACCUUUAGUUUCUCAACCACUACCCAUUCCUACAAUAUCCGCUGGACAUCUCUCGGCAACGCCAACGCACCUCCACUAAUCUUCAUCCACGGGACCCCCUGGUCCUCUCGCGUCUGGCACACCUACGCCCUAUCGUUCGCCAAAUACUUCCACGUUUAUCUCUUCGACAAUCCCGGUUUCGGAGAAAGCCCUCUUGGCCAGCCCCUUCCUGACAAAGCAGAAACCCUCACAAAAGAAAUCGCCCUAGAUGCGGAUCUAGCACAGCAGUCCGAGGCUUUUGCCGCGCUGUACAAAUCCUGGGAGGAGGGGUGGCCGCAGGCUCAGAGAAAGCCGCAUGUGGUUGCGCACGACCACGGGGGGUUGAUGGCCUUAAGGGCAAAUUUACUACAUGGGUGUGAGUAUGCGAGUUUGUGCCUUAUUGAUGUUGUCGCGCUGGGGCCGUUCGGGCAGCCGUUGUUUAAGCUGGUUGCGGAGAAUGCGGGCGUGUUUGAGGCGUUGACGGGUCCGGUGUUUGAGGGUGUUGUGGAGUCUUAUAUUCGUGAUGCGGCGUAUAAGGAGCUGAGUAGGGAGACGAUGGAGAUGCUGAAGUGGCCGUGGCUUGUGAGUGAGGAGGGGAGAAGGGGGUUUGUGAGGCAGAUGGUGCAGGCGAAUAGUCGGAGCACGGAGGAGGUGGAGGGGAGGUAUCAUGAGGUUGGGAGGAAGAUGCCGGUGAGGGUUAUUUGGGGGAAGGAGGAUAAGUGGAUUCCUGUGGAAACUGCACAGAGAUUGAAGGAUAAACUGGAGGGUCAAGAUGUUGUGGUUAUUGAGGAGGGGGGUCAUCUGUUGAUGUAUGAUCAGGAAGGAAGAUUGGGGGUAGAGUUGGGCUGGUGGUUGAACUCCGUAUCCCAUCGUUGAGGCUACAGAGGCGGCACUGGACAUGUAUGAAUAUCAUUCAUUUGACUAUUUGCCAAAGUUGAGUGCAUUUAUUAUGAUCGAUCAACUGAGUUGACUCCCCGGUAAAGAUCCCUAAUGAAGCGGUCUACUGCCAAAAUUUACAACACAUCUGAGCCAACGUCUUUCACUUCUCUACACGGGAGCGAAUUUCCAAC
Messenger RNA from Aspergillus steynii IBT 23096, 1192 nucleotides. Its product is annotated as alpha/beta fold hydrolase. Lineage: Eukaryota; Fungi; Ascomycota; Eurotiomycetes; Eurotiales; Aspergillaceae. Bases 15 to 998 code for a protein of 327 amino acids. The transcript is spliced from 3 exons. The record is from RefSeq and is a predicted model, not a curated record.